ACACUCGAUCAGCCAAUGAUAUUUUAAGGAAGACGCUCGCGAGGUUUUCGUUUCUUCACCAUGGCAACCAUAGUCCGGUAAAUCUUCGCGUCUUCUUCGUUGUGGGCCACCGGCGGUUCGUCAUGGCAGAGUUGGGUCUAAAUGAUCACCAUCAGAAUGAAGUGAUCAACUACAUGCGAUUUGCACGCUCUAAACGUGGUCUCCGCCUUAAGACAGUAGACUCUUGUUUUCAAGACCUUAAGGAAAGCAGGCUGGUGGAAGAUACAUUCACUGUUGAUGAAGUGACAGAUAUCCUGGAUGGUUUACAAACUGUAGUGCAUAGUGAGGUGGAAUCAGAACUUAUUAAUACAACUUACACCAAUGUAUUACUUUUACGACAAAUCUUUUCCCAGGCAGAGAAAUGGUGUCUUAAAUUGCAGACUGACAUUUCAGAACUGGAAAAUAGGGAUUUAUUAGAACAAGUUGCUGAGUUUGAAAAAUCAGAAUUUACAUCUCCAAAUAAGAAGCUGAAUCCAGAGUUGGUUAAAACUAAACUUACUCCAUUGCAUGAGGGAGCAUCAGAAUUACUAAACAAGGAAAUUGCAAGACUUCAUGAAGAAAAUGAAAAAUUGAAGACUCGAUUAAAGACAAUAGAGCUGCAGGCUACAAAUGCACUGGAUGAAAAAUCAAAGUUAGAAAAGGCUUUACAGAAUUUACAGAUUGCUCAGGGGGAUCAAAAGUUUAACGUGACUCAGGAUGUUAGUGAACUAGAAAAUACUAUGGCUAAUUUGAAGUGUCAGUUUGAGAAAACACUGCAAGAUAGUACUGCAAGCCAAAAAUCCUUGGAAGAGAAUCUGGUGUCAACAAAACAUGACUUACUUAAGGUUCAAGACCAAUUAGCUCUGGCUGAAAAGGAAUUAGAAAAGAAGUUCCAACAAACUGCUGCCUAUCGCAAUAUGAAGGAGAUUCUCUCAAAAAAGAAUGAGCAGAUAAAAGAGCUACGAAAGAAGCUUUCAAAAUAUGAGCCAGAUGAUUAAGUUCUGAAGAAUUUGUUUUGUUUCAAGAAACUGCCACAAAAUGAAAUGAAAAUACAGAUUUGGAAAAAGGAUUUGUUGUUCAAUAUGUUUCAGUAUGUUUUCUAAGCAGUCUACUUCCUUUUUUAAUCAUUUUAUUAUUAGAAAGCCAUAAAUGAAAAUGCUGAAUAAAGAAAAAUACAUAUUUGUGGUUUAGGACCAUUUAAAAUGUUUAGAUCAUAUACUGUAGACAUGUCAAACUCGCGAUGUCACAUGAUGUCACACAACGUAUCGGGACUGUUUCGCCAUUGCCGGCAAUGGGGUGGGCAUGGCUUCCGCGUG
Molecule: messenger RNA, 1334 nt
Organism: Protobothrops mucrosquamatus (brown spotted pit viper)
Lineage: Eukaryota; Metazoa; Chordata; Lepidosauria; Squamata; Viperidae
Gene: LZTFL1
Product: leucine zipper transcription factor like 1
Exons: 10
Coding region: 123-1016 (297 amino acids)
Biological process (GO): negative regulation of protein localization to cilium
Cellular component (GO): cytoplasm
Source: RefSeq, a predicted model, not a curated record